AUGCGCGUCAUCAUGCAGAUCAACGCCGGCACGUACAUAGAGAAGGUGGUGGUGCCGGCGUCGAAGCCGUACAUGACGUUCCAGGGCGCCGGGCGCGACGUGACGGUGAUGGAGUGGCACGACCGGGCCAGCGACCGCGGCCCCGACGGGCAGCCGCUCCGCACCUACAACACCCCCUCAGUAACCAUUCUCGCUAACUAUUUCAACGCUAAGAACAUCAGCUUCAAGACCCAGUGGUCCAUGAUGAUGAACGAAAGGCCUGAGUGUACAUUCGUACGCGAGGUCACAAGACGCACAGGGAAAAAGGGCUGUGGCUAUGGCCUGGUGCAUCAUGCAGCGACGGCAGACACGGUGCAGGGGCAGGCAAAGUGA
Miscanthus lutarioriparius is the source of this 372-nucleotide messenger RNA. NCBI's taxonomy places the organism in Eukaryota, Viridiplantae, Streptophyta, Magnoliopsida, Poales, Poaceae. The record is from the annotation of a GenBank genome assembly.